AUGUCGCUCCCCCCCGAGAUGCUCAGUCUUCACAAGAUGGUCAGGAAGCACUAUCUGUCCCUCCCCAAAGGUGAAGAGUGCCAGGUCACAUAUGUUUGGGUCAAUGAGGAUCGAGAGAAUCUACAGUCUAAAACCAGGACGCUUUACAAUGAGCCAGCAGGAAUCAGAGAUAUACCAGAAUGGUACGGGACCGAUGCUGAUCAUUCCGAAGUCACUUUGGUCCCGGUCCGAAUGUUUCGAGAUCCUUUCACACUGGACCCUGAUAAACUGGUGCUGUGCGAACUGGUAAACGGAAAAGACAUCCCCACAGGAAAUAAUCGGCGUUCACAGUGUGUUACCGUCAUGGACGAGGUGAAACAGUUCCAGCCCUGGUUUGGAAUGGAGCAGGAGUACAUCCUUUUUGGUUUGGACGGAGUGCAGCUUGGUUGGUCCCCUGAUGGACACCAGCUCCAAAAAGGGUCUUGUGAAGCCGUGGGUGCUGACAAACUGUGUGGAAGAGACAUAUCCAUGAGUCACUACAGAGCCUGCCUGUAUGCUGGUGUAAAGAUCUUUGGCUCCAAUUCAGAAUACCUGUACUCCCAGUGGGAGUUUCAGGUUGGCACUUGCGAGGGGAUUGAAAUGGGGGAUCAUCUGUGGAUGGCCCGUUACAUUCUGCACCGAGUCUGUGAAGACUUUGAGGUUGUUGCCUCCUUGGACGUUAAACCCAUUAAGGAAAGCAAUUUUUCAUCAGGCGCUCACAUCAACUUCAGCACCAAGGAGAUGAGGAGUGAAGGGGGACUUCAGUACAUUGAGGAAGCGAUCAGAAAACUGAGCAAGCGUCAUUCUCGGCACCUCAGUGUCUACGAUGCACAUGGUGGUGCUGACAACAUACACCGCCUCACAGGUCAGGGCUGUACCUCCAGCUUCCAUCACUUCUCUACAGCCGUAGCCUCUCGUGACGUUAGUGUUCGCAUCCCUGGCCAAGUCAGUCGCAUGGGCUGUGGGUACUUUGAGGACAGACGUCCUGCUGCCAACUGCGACCCAUACCCCGUGAUGAGAGCCCUGGUGGAAACCUGUCUGCUGGGAGUCACUGAGGAAGAUGAUGAGGAGAUGAAGGAGAUCCUGGCUUCCUGA
Limanda limanda (common dab) is the source of this 1113-nucleotide messenger RNA. RefSeq names its product glutamine synthetase-like. Bases 1 to 1113 code for a protein of 370 amino acids. Gene Ontology annotation, molecular function: glutamine synthetase activity. Lineage: Eukaryota; Metazoa; Chordata; Actinopteri; Pleuronectiformes; Pleuronectidae. The transcript has 6 exons. The record is from RefSeq and is a predicted model, not a curated record. Gene Ontology annotation, cellular component: cytoplasm.